Messenger RNA from Thermochaetoides thermophila DSM 1495, 1566 nucleotides. Its product is annotated as WD repeat-containing protein. The transcript is spliced from 2 exons. Gene Ontology annotation, cellular component: nucleus. Gene Ontology annotation, biological process: regulation of DNA damage checkpoint. The record is from RefSeq and is a predicted model, not a curated record. NCBI's taxonomy places the organism in Eukaryota, Fungi, Ascomycota, Sordariomycetes, Sordariales, Chaetomiaceae. The coding region runs from base 1 to 1566 and encodes 521 amino acids. Gene Ontology annotation, molecular function: DNA binding; protein binding.
AUGCCGUCCAAAGAACCUGUCAUGAGCGCGUUCGAGCGCAAGAGGCUCGAAAACAUCGCACAAAAUAAUGCGAUCUUGGGCGAGAUCAGCACCACAGCAGAGAAAAUUAUUCCUCAACCAAAGCCUCCGAAACCCAAACGUUCCAGUACCCCUCGAACCAAGCGCGAACCCAUCCAGCGCGAGCCACCCCGUCCUACGCGCCAGAGCAGUCGACUUGCCGGCCUCAAACCCGAUGCCGACCCGGAACUUCUCAAGCGCAAGGCUGAGGUCGAUGCUGAGGCUGAGGCACAACAGGUGAAGGCCAAGAAGAUGCGUGUAGAUGAGGAUCUUAAGCUGGGCGACAUCCAAGUUGAGGGUCGCAAGUGGGAGGCUGGCCUGGAUGGGUUGGCAGGUUUGAAGGGCUUGAGUCGAGGCGCUCAGCCUGGGCUCAGAACAUUUACGGACGAAGACGUCAAGGAGACCACAGAUAAGGUCCUCAAGGAAUUGCGGCUGCGCAUGAGCAGCUUAAAGCUGUACGAGAAGUGGUCGGUCCAGGACAUCAAGAUUGUGCCACAGCGUGUAUACUCAAUGGGCUUCCAUCCCACAGAGGAAAAGCCGAUCAUAUUUGCCGGAGACAAGGAGGGUGCCAUGGGUGUGUUCGACGCUUCUCAGGAGCCGCCCAAGGUCGAAGACGACGAGGAGGAAGAGAUUGAGCGCCCGGAUCCCAUCAUAUCAGCUUUCAAAACCCACUCCCGCACCAUCUCAGCUUUCCACUUCUCCCCGGUCGAUGCCAAUGCAGUCUUCUCUGGCUCUUACGAUUCCUCAAUCCGCAAGCUUGACCUUGACAAGGGCAUUUCAAUCCAAGUUUAUGCUCCGGCUGAUCCCAACGAGGAUCUUGCCAUUAGCGCGAUCGACAUGCCCACCAAUGAUCCCAACAUGAUUCUCUUUUCUACUCUUUUUGGCUCUCUCGGACGGCACGAUUUGCGCACCAAGCCGUCCGCGGCAGAUAUUUGGCACCUGACUGACCACAAGAUUGGCGGAUUCACACUGCAUCCCCGCCAUCCUCACCUUGUGGCUACGGCCUCUUUGGACCGCACAUUUAAGAUUUGGGACCUGCGCAAGAUCACUAAGGGUGAGAGUGGUCACACUCCAGCGUUGCUGGGCACUCAUGAGUCACGUCUGUCGGUGUCACACGCGAGUUGGUCUGCGGCUGGUCAUGUCGCAACCGCCAGCUACGACGACACAAUCAAGAUCUAUUCCUUCCCGGACGCAGGGAAGUGGACACCAGGAGAGGAGCUCGAUGAGAAGGCGAUGACACCCGUUCGUAAGAUCCCGCACAACAAUCAGACGGGCCGGUGGGUGACCAUCCUCAAGCCCCAAUGGCAGCGUAACCCACAAGACGGGAUACACAAGUUUGUGAUUGGCAACAUGAACCGUUUCGUGGAUGUGUUCGCGGCAUCUGGUGAGCAGCUCGCCCAGCUAGAUGGGGAAGGCAUCACGGCCGUGCCAGCGGUUGCUGUCUUCCACCCGACGAAGGACUGGGUUGCUGGAGGCAGUGCAAGCGGAAAGCUUUCCCUGUGGAUGUGA